Effrenium voratum is the source of this 1096-nucleotide messenger RNA. Lineage: Eukaryota; Dinophyceae; Suessiales; Symbiodiniaceae. The record is from the annotation of a GenBank genome assembly.
AGCUUUUGGCUUGUAGUUUUGUUGCUUCCGGUCGCGUCUUGCAGAAUUUGCGUGCUUGCGAAGCAGCGUCAUGUUGACCUCCGUACUUGUCGUCAGCUGCUUGAUGUGCGUGCAAGCUGGUUUGAAGACCGGAAGCUAUGCAACGACAAAUGUUGCCGACUUUCUUAGCAGCCCAGCCUUUCUGGAUGCCGUGACAGAUGCAAUUUCAAAGGCUGGGCAGGACAAAGGAGAUCGAGAGCUCCUCCGAGCCCAGGUUGCCAACAGCUUUGGGAGCAUUCCUGGCGUCUCAGAGAGUACGACCAUGGAUUCCAUCACCGGCAGUCAGAAGGAGGCGUUGCUGGAGUUGGUCAAACAUUUGCCCAACCUGAGCCUCAGAAGCUCUGGCCGAAGAUUGAGUCUCAACGAGACAGCGGAGAACGUCACAUACAGGUUCCAGAGCUUCGACAGCAACCACAAGGAGGGUACUGGUUCUCUUGGAAGCAGUGGUAGUGCUGACAAGAGCGUCUCGGAAGUUACCGUGGUGAAGUCCAAAGACGGGAAAGGAUUCUCAUUCACUAUCGGGCCACAGAUUGCUGGCACGUUCCUCAUUGGAGGCACUUUGGAGAUCAAGCAGAGAAAUGGUCGUUACAUCUCCGGGCGAAUCCGUGCGGGUUUCGUCAACUUGCGUACAGUGCUCACAGGGACAUGGGAGUCCGACAGUACAGACAUGGACAGUGUGCUGCACAUCCACUUGGCGGAGCCCGGGGUCCACGAAGACUGGACCUGGAAGCCGCGCAAGGAGCUGCCAAGCGGGGGCAACUGAUGCGCGUCCUCAAAGUCUUUGGGCCGAGCUAGGCGGCUAUGCUGGCAUUCGUUCCCUCCAGGCUUGAGACUGAGGAAGGUCAAGCACAUGCUCCUGAAGAAAAGCCAGAAAAAAGGUGAACGGCUUCUGAAUGGAAAACAUGGGGACACAAUGUGAGCGGACUGAUAUGGAUCGAGCAAACCGGUCCUCUUGCCGUCGUCGAUCCCGUGAAUUGCAUGUCUGUAAAUUGGGCAAUGCCCGUUUGGAGCUGGCUAUGAGAUGCUCGACCAAUCUCCUUUGAUCUUGCAGUCUUGC